Alexandromys fortis (reed vole) is the source of this 767-nucleotide messenger RNA. RefSeq names its product lactase/phlorizin hydrolase-like. Gene Ontology annotation, molecular function: beta-glucosidase activity. Bases 54 to 767 code for a protein of 237 amino acids. The transcript has a single exon. The record is from RefSeq and is a predicted model, not a curated record. Lineage: Eukaryota; Metazoa; Chordata; Mammalia; Rodentia; Cricetidae. Gene Ontology annotation, biological process: carbohydrate metabolic process.
AACUGUGUUAUAAGGUCCAGAUUCCUACCAGUGCUUCUAACCAUUCCUUGAAGAUGGAUCUGCCCUGGACAGCACUCUUCCUGAGCACUGUCCUCCUGAGUCUUUCAUGCCAGGGGAUUGACCUGGAACCCGACAGAAAUUUUAUUUCAGCCGCUGGUCCUCUUACAAAUGACUUAGUGCUUAACCUGAGCCAUCCACUGGGAACCCAGGGCUCUGGUUUUGGACCUGGUAGCAAGGACUUCUACGUCUGCCAGCAGCCAUUGCCCUCUUUGUUGCCACAGUACUUGAGCAGUCUCCGUGCCAGUCAGGUCACCCAUUACAAAGUACUUCUAUCGUGGGCACAGCUUCUCCCAACGGGAAGCCCCAAGAAUCCAGACCAGGAAGCAGUGCGGUGCUACCGACAACUCCUGCAGUCCCUGAAGGCUGCCCAGCUUCAGCCCAUGGUGGUCCUGUGCCACCAGACGCCACCCACCCGCGGCACCAUCCAGAGAGACAGGGACUUUGCUGACCUCUUUGCCGACUAUGCCACGUUCGCCUUCCAGUCCUUUGGGGACCUUGUUGAGAUCUGGUUCACCUUCAGCGACUUGGAGAAAGUGAUCAUGGGUCUUGCCCCCCAGGGUUCGAAAGUUUCUGCUCUGCAAACCCUCAGCAAUGCCCACAGGAAAGCCUUUGAAGUUUACCACAGAGAGUUCUCUUCUCAGGGUGAGUACACACGGACAUGGUGGCCCGGCAGCAGCCCUCACCACCCACCUCUGUUUGCUUCUUAG